AUGACCGAUUCCAUCAACAACAACAACAAUACGCCCGGAGUAGGGGACGAUGUCCUGCGCACCCCUUCCCCGCUACCCCCGGCCCCAAUGCAAGACUACACGUUCCCCGAACACCGCCUGAAGCGCCGAAUGGACGACCCGGAGAAGACCCCAUUGCUGCUGGUCGCCUGUGGCUCCUUCUCGCCGAUCACCUACCUGCACCUGCGCAUGUUCGAGAUGGCGGCCGACUACGUCAAGUUCAGCACCGACUUCGAGAUCGUGGGCGGGUAUCUAUCGCCCGUGUCGGAUGCCUAUCGCAAGGCCGGAUUGGCGAACGCCGAGCAUCGUGUGGCGAUGUGCCAACUAGCCGUCGACCAGACCUCCGACUGGCUCAUGGUCGACACCUGGGAACCCAUGCAGAAGGAAUACCAGCCCACCGCCGUGGUUCUGGACCACUUCGACCACGAGAUCAACACCGUCCGCGAAGGGAUCGAGGCCGGAAAUGGCACGCGCAAGCCCAUCCAGAUCGCUCUGCUGGCCGGCGCAGAUCUGGUGCAUACCAUGUCCACCCCUGGGGUGUGGAGCGAGAAGGAUCUCGAUCACAUCCUCGGAAAAUACGGCACCUUCAUCGUCGAACGCAGCGGAACCGAUAUCGACGAAGCGCUCGCCGCCCUCCAGACCUGGAAGAAGAACAUCCAUGUCAUCCAGCAACUCAUCCAAAAUGACGUCAGCAGCACCAAGAUUCGCCUCUUCCUGCGCCGUGACAUGAGCGUCCGCUACCUGAUCCCCGUCCCCGUCAUUCAUUAUAUCGAACAGCACAAUCUUUACAAAGAUGAUGGGACCGCCGACAAGGGGAAGGGCCGGCAGGAGCCGGGUUCGUCGGGUUGA
Molecule: messenger RNA, 867 nt
Organism: Aspergillus uvarum CBS 121591
Lineage: Eukaryota; Fungi; Ascomycota; Eurotiomycetes; Eurotiales; Aspergillaceae
Product: nicotinamide/nicotinic acid mononucleotide adenylyltransferase
Exons: 3
Coding region: 1-867 (288 amino acids)
Biological process (GO): NAD+ biosynthetic process
Molecular function (GO): nicotinate-nucleotide adenylyltransferase activity; nicotinamide-nucleotide adenylyltransferase activity
Source: RefSeq, a predicted model, not a curated record